Molecule: messenger RNA, 1463 nt
Organism: Colletes gigas
Lineage: Eukaryota; Metazoa; Arthropoda; Insecta; Hymenoptera; Colletidae
Exons: 6
Coding region: 1-1071 (356 amino acids)
Molecular function (GO): protein binding
Source: RefSeq, a predicted model, not a curated record
AUGAUUACCGAUCAAACUUCUAUCAAGUUGGGUAGUGCUAAAUCCGCAGCUGGAGAUCGAAUUAGUACAGAAGGCAACGUGACUGUCAUCAAACAGUUAGACAUCGGCGAUGAUGUUCUCUGCAUAUGUUACACGGAGACCCACGACUUUUUGGUGGCAGGCUUGACGGAUGGUACGGUCAAACUGCAUAAAUUGAACACCGCGAGCGACGUGUCAACAUUGUGCGAUGCUGAGAUUAUGCAGAAACCCAGCCCGACGACAGCGAUCAAACACAGACCAGUUCGCAAAUCUCAUCCGAUCACGCGAACAUUUAUCGCGACCUAUGCUAACGGUUGUGUGAAAUGUUGGCAUUAUCCGAGCUCGCACUGCCUCUACACGAUACGGGAGAAAAGGCAGACGCUGGGCUUGGCUUAUCACAAUUAUCUGCCGAAAUUUGUCACCGUGGGCGACGACGCGAACAUUUACCUGUACGACGAGGAAACCAAGAUGCAAGAAAGAGUAUUUCAUGCAAGCCAGUCAUUGGAAGUCAUGGACGGUCACAGAUCGAGAGUGUUCAGCGCGUGUUUCAACCCGAAAUCGGUACACGAGCUGAUAUCUGGCGGUUGGGACGACACGAUUCAGUUCUGGGACACCAGACAACCUUAUGCACUUAGACGCAUAUCGGGUGUACACAUGUGCGGCGACGGACUCGACAUAAGUAGGAAUGGGAAAGAGAUCUUGUCUUGCGCCUGGCAGAGGCAGAACCCGAUUCAGUUGUGGGAUUAUGGUAGCGGGAAGCAUCUCGUUUCCCUAGAACCCGAUAGUUACUCGUCUCUGCUCUAUUGUGGAAAAUAUAUUACGAACAUGUUUCUCGCGUGCGGCGGCACGGAUGUAAAUCUCUUCAGAGUGGUGGACUUGCGAUCACACGCUACCAUAGCGAUGAUCAGAAAUUUAAGCGGAGGCACGUAUAGCAUGGACGUAGGACUGGUGAAUCCAAAGCACGCGAAGAAAACGAGAAUGGCCACCGUCCUGCCGCAAAUCGCGUUUUGCGCUGGCAAACAAAUCUUCGAGAUCGACGUUCAACCUGGCUGACAAGAAAUGAUCGAGAUUUCAGCUGCGUACCCCGUUAUGUGAAUUGAACGCGUCCAUGGAAAUAAAUUUCUGUGAAAAUUAAUGGCUAUGGUGAUUGUUUAUUAGACCUGGGCACGAUUUACAAUACUGCACGGUUGAAUUUACACCUAUCCAUCCCCCUUCUUUGAGUUUAGCUUCAGAUUAAAGAAAAAAACAAUUUUUACUUUGAACUUAACUUUUCACUUUGAAGGGUGUAAAGUAAGGGUCGAAUGCGCCCUUGAACCAAAUUUUACAUACGAUACUGUACCAAGUUUCAACCCUCUACCUUAUAGCCUAAAGGCUAAAAUAAGAAAAUCAAGAAUAUCAAUGUCUUGACUGAAACUUCGUUAAAAAGUUAUUAACAAUUGAAUUGA